This is a messenger RNA of Salvia miltiorrhiza (redroot sage), 3931 nucleotides long. RefSeq names its product protein ARABIDILLO 1-like. Lineage: Eukaryota; Viridiplantae; Streptophyta; Magnoliopsida; Lamiales; Lamiaceae. The coding region runs from base 977 to 3718 and encodes 913 amino acids. The record is from RefSeq and is a predicted model, not a curated record. The transcript has 12 exons. Gene Ontology annotation, molecular function: protein binding.
CUACAUCAACAAUUCAACAUGUGAACGAACCAACAUUCCAAAAUUCGAUUUUUCUCCAUUUCUUUCCCGUCCUUCACGGAUUUAGAUUUCAUGAAUUUUGUAACGCAUCAUCGAGAAUAUAUAGCUAUCUGCCUCACUGCCUCUGCUCGUGCGGUGAGUGGUGAGAGAGAAAGAGAGAGAGUGGACGAGUGGUAUGAGUUUUGGCUUUGCUUUUUCUCACAUCUUUGACAUAUUGAAUUCUCUUCAACCCUUCAUUACCUCUCCCUCUCUCUCUCUAGGUUGUACAAAUACUUACACAUAGAAGCAUAUGCAUCAUAUUUGGAGGCGGUGAAAAGAUUUAUAGACAGUAAACAGCUUGUUUGCCCAUCCACAUAUCUUGCAUUCUUGUUGUAUAUGUAGGGAGUUUCCUUGAAUGUGGUCAAAAGCUAUUAGAUUCAAUUCCAAGCACCCAAGACUGGAGAUUUAAGGGUUUACCAUAAGGCCCAUAAGGCUAAGAACACUUGGGAUUGAGGGUAAACUCAAUUCAACUUUUCCUUCUUGCAUGCAUUUGUGUUUGGAAUUAAUCCGAUAUGUAGGACGAGUACAACUUGCAAAUUAGGGCUUAUUUAGGGUAGAGGGCAUUCCUAUUGGGCUCAUUCUUGGAAGCUUUACUAAUUUUGAGUUCUGGGUUUUGUGUUAGAGAUGUUUUUCAAGUCUGGGUUCUUGAAAGACCGAGUUUUCAAUGUGCAGAUGUACUUGUUCUUUUGUUCACGACUCUCAUUUAGGUGAGAUUUUGGUUGUUUAUGGUUUGGGAAAUUUUUAGGGUUCAUCACUGCAGUUAGUGAAUAGAAAAGUGCGUUUCUUUCUGCAUUGUUUAUCUGCUUGAUUAUAAGGCUUCAGCAUUGGUUGAGUUCGGGCAUGUCCUUUUCUGCAUCAUCAUCCUUGGCCAUUACAAGUAGUGGUUUUGAGCGAUUGUGUGCUAGAAACUGAUCGAAUAAUGAGUAGGAGAGUGCGGAGGAGGGUUGUAAGGAGGGGGAAAGAGAAACUGGAUUGCCUUGACAUUGAUGAGAAUUCGAGUCUGGAUGCAAAAGGGGUGCUUGAUUGGACAAGCCUACCUGAUGAUACAACGAUUCAGCUUUUCUCGUGUCUGAACUACAGGGACCGAGCUAGCUUGUCAUCUACAUGUCGGACGUGGCGGGCUAUAGGUAAAUCUCCAUGUUUGUGGCAGGCCUUGGAUCUCCGGCACGACAAGUGUGAUGCUGCAGCGACUACAUCGCUUGCCUCUCGAUGUGAAAGUCUUCAGAAGGUCCGGUUCCGUGGUCCUGAAUCUGCUGAUGCUAUCAUGCAUCUUGAAGCUAAGAAUUUGCGUGAGAUUAGUGGUGACUGUUGCAGGAAAAUGAGUGAUGCUACACUCUCUGUGCUUGCUGCUCGGCAUGAAGCACUUGAAUGCCUUAUGAUUGGGCCAGAUUUCUGCGAAAAAAUCAGCAGUGAUGCUCUUAAAGCAAUUGCAAUUUGCUGUCCAAAACUGCAGAAGCUUCGUCUCUCAGGCAUUCACGAAGUGGAUGCCCGAGCAAUCAAUGCUCUGGCGCAGCAUUGCCCAAAUUUGGCAGAUAUUGGGUUCAUUGACUGCCGAAAAGUUGAUGAAACGGCUCUGGGAAAUGUCACAUCUGUUAGCUUCCUCUCAGUCGCAGGGACAACAAACAUAAAAUGGAACGUGGUCUUGCAACAGUGGACUAAUCUACCACACCUAAUAGCGUUAGAUGUUUCUAGAACAGAUAUUACGCCUAUUACUGUUACUAGUCUUUUUGCAUCUUCGUGUAGUUUAAAGGUCUUGUGCGCCUUGAAUUGUCCCUUACUUGAGGAGGAGGCCAGCUUUGCCACCGAUAAAUACCAUAAGGGUAAAGUGCUACUGGCUGUCUUCACCGACAUUCUCAGAGGGGUAGCUAGCCUAUUUGUUGAUAUGCCAAAGAAUGAUCUGAAUGUUUUCCUUGACUGGAGAAAUACCAACGAUAGAAAAACUAAUGAGAUUUUGAAUUGGUUGGAAUGGAUACUUUCCAACUCACUUCUACGUGUUUCUGAAAUUAACCCACCUGGCUUGGAUAACUUCUGGCUAAACCAAGGCACAAGUUUGUUGCUUAAUUUUAUUCAGAGUCCGCAAGAGGAAGUUCAAGAAAGAGCAGCUAUGGCACUUGCAACUUUUGUUAUUAUUGACGAUGAAAAUGCUAAGAUCCACACUGGAAGAGCUGAAGCAGUUACACGAUAUGGUGGAAUACGUCUUCUCCUGAACCUUGCCUGUUCAUGGAAGGAAGGGCUUCAAGCAGAGACUGCUAAGGCCAUAGCAAACUUAUCAGUGAAUGCUAAUGUAGCAAAAGCCGUGGCUGAGGAAGGAGGCAUCAGUAUUCUUGUAAAUCUUGCUAGGUCAUCAAACAGAUUGGUUGCUGAAGAGGCUGCUGGUGGACUAUGGAACCUCUCUGUCGGAGAAGAUCACAAGGGUUCAUUUGUUGAAGCCGGCGGUGUAAAAGCUUUGGUCGAUCUUAUCUUUAAAUGGUCAAGGUGCAGUGGUGGUGAAGGAGUUCUGGAGCGUGCUGCUGGUGCAUUAGCAAAUUUGGCAGCAGAUGAAAAAUGCAGCACGGGAGUAGCUUCAGUUGGCGGUCUGCGUGCCUUAGUUACACUAGCUCGCAAUUGCAAGGUUGAUGGAGUGCAGGAGCAGGCCGCUCGGGCAUUGGCAAAUUUGGCCGCUCAUGGUGAUAGCAAUAAUAACAAUGCUGCAGUAGGACGUGAGGCUGGAGCUCUUGAAGCCCUUGUGCAACUUACUCGUUCCCUUCAUGAUGGUGUCAGGCAAGAAGCUGCUGGUGCAUUGUGGAAUUUAUCCUUUGAUGAUAAAAAUCGAGAAGGAAUUGCAGCAGCGGGUGGUGUGGAGGCAUUGGUGGCUCUAGCAAGUUCCUGUGCAAAUGCCUCUCGCGGUCUUCAGGAGAGAGCUGCCGGUGCCCUUUGGGGAUUGUCUGUGUCAGAAACAAAUAGCAUUGCUAUUGGGCAACAAGGAGGUGUGGUGCCGUUAAUUUCAUUGGCACGGUCUGAUGCUGAGGAUGUACACGAGACUGCUGCAGGAGCUCUUUGGAAUCUUGCUUUCAACCCCGGCAAUGCUCUCCGCAUUGUAGAGGAAGGCGGGGUUUUUGUCCUCGUUCGUCUUUGUGCUACUUCUGUAUCAAAAAUGGCACGCUUCAUGUCGGCAUUGGCACUCACCUACAUGUUCGAUGGGAGAAUGGAUGAAAUCGCCCUGGUAGGAACGUCUGCUGAGGGCACUUCCAAGAGUGUAAAGUUGGAUGGUCUCAGAAGACUGGCUUUGAAGUGUAUUGACGAAUUUAUCAUGACUUUUUCUAAUCCUCAUGCAUUUGCUGCUGCUGCUGCUUCAUCGGCCCCUACAGCACUUGCGCAAGUAACAGAAUCUGCUCGUAUUCAAGAAGCUGGUCCUCUCAGAUGCAGCGGAGCUGAGAUCGGAAGGUUCGUUUCUAUGCUACGAAAUCCUUCUCCAACACUAAAAGGAUGUGCUGCAUUUGCUCUUCUUCAGUUUACAAUGGUGGGCGGCCGGCAUGCUCCCCUUCAUGUGAAACUCCUCCAAAAUGCCGGGGCUCAACGGGUGCUGCGUGCAGCAGCAGCAGCAGCAGGCGCCCCGAUUGAAGCCAAAAUCUUUGCUCGCAUUGUACUUAGAAACCUCGAGGCAGGAGGGUCUUCAACCUGACGAGCAUCAAUCAGCGAUGGCAUCGAACGUGGGUCCCGCCUUCUAGAAAGUAGUAUAGAACCUUAUGAAGUAUACUUUUUUUUGCUGUAUAAAUCUGUUGAUAGAUUUCCUGCAUAAAUAAGGCCCUCUAACAUAGAUUUUGGGGUUUUCCAUUUUUUUUUUGUCUUUGCAAUGUAUUACGCUAUUAGAAAGAUAUGCCAUGGAUCUUCUGCA